AUGCGAAUGACCCCUGAUGACCUAGUCUGGGAGCAAGCCGAAGAAAUAUCCGACAAAUGGCUCCUUCAAUUUCUUCAACAUGACGUCUUAAGAUCGAUCGGGGCUUUCAUCAUCACUCAUGAAAGAGGCUUUGUUCCGAAACAGAGCUACUACGCCUACUGUGAUCCGCUUGGCACAACCUGGCGCCGUCAUGUCCCCGAAGAGAAAGUCGCGAAUGAAGUUGCUAUAAUGCGAUUUCUGGCAGAUCAGACUUUGAUACCUAUUCCUCUUAUUCUUCACUCGGGUACGAAGAAAGAGAGCCCCCUCGAACUCGGUCCAUUUAUUAUGAUGGAAUAUGUCGAGCAUGACACGAAAAUGUACGCUGCCCUUAACACACCGGGCUGUCCGGUAGAGGUCCGUGGCAUGCUUGAUCCCGAUAUCGACAAGGGUAGGCUUGAACUACUAUAUAGCCAGCUAGCGCAUAUCCUACUACAGCUCUCUGUACCCUCUUUGCCUCGUAUCGGAUCUCUUAGCCAAAUUGACGAGUUCACUUCGGACGUCACACGCCGGCCUCUAACAAUAAAUAUGAAUGAGCUUGUCCGAAUUGGAGGCCUGCCACAGUCGAAGCUUCCCGAUCUAAAUGCUACAUUUGAGGCAUCUUCGUCAUAUAUGGAAGCCCUUGCAAAUAUCAACAUUGAGCAUUUGGUGCAUCAAAGAAACGAUUCCGUCAAGUCUGCAGACGACUGUCGCCGGAAAUUUGUGGCGCGGCAGCUUUUUCGCAAGCUAGCCAGGGAGAAGAAACUCACGAACCCGUUACUCGAGAAAUGGCCUUUUAGAAUUUGGUGUGGUGAUCUACGGCCGGCUAAUGUGCUGCUCAAUGAGAAUCCUACAAAAAUUGCCGGGGUGGUAGAUUGGGAGUUCACAUACGCAGCCCCCGUCGAGUUUUUCUAUGCGCCGCCCUGGUGGUUGCUUAUUGAGAAACCUGAGCUAUGGCCAAAGGGAAUUGACGACUGGAAAAGAGUGUUUGAGCAUCGUCUAAAGACGUCGUUUCUUAAGGCGAUGAAGGAUUGUGAAGAUACAGCUAUCCAACAAGGUCGGUUAAGAGAAGACCAGCGCCUUUCCGGUCCUAUGUAUGAGAGCUGGGAGAGCGGUGAUUUCUGGAUUAUGUAUGCAGCGACGCAUAGCUUUGCCUUUGAUGAGAUUUACUGGCACAAGAUUGACCCGCGGUUUUUUGGACCUACUAAGGAUCCCGAGGGAGUCGAGGCAUGGAAAGAGACAUUGUGCCUAUUGGAUGAGGAGGAAAAGGAGGAGAUGGAAUUGCUAGUCGCUCGGAAGUUGAUGGAGAUGGACACCAGGGUUCUAUUGUGGGAUCCAGAUGAGUACACUCUGGCAUUUCACGAGCAAUUGAAGAGUCAAGAAAAAGCGAAGGUCGAGAACAGCCUGGAAGAGAGUAUGGAUAGCGAGCCUACUGACGAGACCAGGUAA
Messenger RNA from Penicillium mononematosum, 1464 nucleotides. Its product is annotated as Aminoglycoside phosphotransferase. NCBI's taxonomy places the organism in Eukaryota, Fungi, Ascomycota, Eurotiomycetes, Eurotiales, Aspergillaceae. The coding region runs from base 1 to 1464 and encodes 487 amino acids. The record is from RefSeq and is a predicted model, not a curated record. The transcript is spliced from 2 exons.